Messenger RNA from Drosophila willistoni, 3451 nucleotides. RefSeq lists its product as uncharacterized. Gene Ontology annotation, molecular function: metallodipeptidase activity. The transcript has 10 exons. Gene Ontology annotation, biological process: proteolysis. The coding region runs from base 242 to 3451 and encodes 1069 amino acids. The record is from RefSeq and is a predicted model, not a curated record. NCBI's taxonomy places the organism in Eukaryota, Metazoa, Arthropoda, Insecta, Diptera, Drosophilidae.
GCCACAGAGGCGUUUCUACAUAUAUAUAUGUAUAUGUAUGUGUGUGUACGGCAUGAAUAUUUCAUGAGCUACCAGCUAAGCCAGCCCCAAAAAACAGUGAUGACAAUAAGUACCAGCAACAUGGCGGCAAGUCACUAGAGAAAACAAGAGUAAAAGUGAGAGUGAAAGAAAAACACUUCCUCCAAGUGGAAGAGAGAAAAAAUAAAAACGCAAAAAGACGGGAAAAAUACCUAUACUUAAAAUGACAGAGCUGAGAAAAAGCAACGGCCUGGACACGUCUACGCCCCGUCUGCAUAAGCAACAUUCGUUCCGAGAACGUGAUCGACAUCCAGGCCAUCCUCUGCUGCAUUCACUAGCUGAUCAUGGCUGCAAUUUAAGCAGCGGUGGCAACAGUGCAGCCAGCACCACUAGCAGCAGUACGGCCACAGCAACCACAGCUCUGAAUGGUGGUGCUGGUGGUGUUUUAACAGCAGCGGCCGCAGGUAUUAGUAUAUCCUCGCAGCGUAGCGUUGAAUUCGAUGAGCAUGACAUCUUCUAUGUUUCGCCAUCGAAGCGAAAAGGCGGCAGCACUGGCAUUGGAGUGGGCGUGGGCGUCGGUGUGGGUGGUGUGGUGGCACCCAGCUGCCCCACAAUACGCCCCACAAACGCCUACGAGAGCAACAACCACAAUGUGGUCACUUUCUCGAACUUUGUGAGCGAGCAGCGUGUUACACCAGCUUCUUCGCAUCGCGGCUCGCUCAAGCGCAGCAAAGGACGUAGCAAUCAAUCGCUUUGCAGUUGUGAUGCUGGCGAUGAGGCACAACUUCAGCCAGAUGCCGCACGACCGCUCUAUGAAUACAGCCUGGAGCGUCGUCGGAAAACCCAUACCUACACCUGCGAGCAAAACGCACAAAUACUCAUGAGACUGGAACGCGAGCGUAAUCGCAAAUUAUCGCUCACACUGACUGGAACUGGGACUGGGAUUGGUGGAGAGGCAGGAGGUGAAGACCUUUUACAGCAGUGCGAUGCGAACAGCUUGUCGGAUGUGGAUAUUAUACCGCCAGUGCCGCCACCGCCAGCCAUGAAACGAAAUGGCAGCAUGCGUAGUUUGCGUCUGUUGCAGCAGCUGCAACAGCACGCAUCAUCAGUUAGCAGCAACAGCGGUAGUAACACCAUCAACAACAACAACAACAGCAAUUUGGCUCAAUUGUGUAGCAGUGAUCUGUUACAAGAUUGCACUAAAUCAGCUUUAGAUGAAUGCACUGCCACGCUAUUGCAAUGCACCACCAGCAAUGGCAGCACGAGCACCAACAGCAACAGCAACAACAUCAACAACAACAACAUUAAGCCUGAUCUGUGCCAACCCACGGGUCACUCAUACACCCUAAAUAGGCCACAAAAGCAGCAGCCCCCGCCCCCGCCUUUUACUGCCCACGAGGAGGAUGCAAUAUUUACACCGCAUUCAAAGAAAUCGGACCCAAGUCUAUGUUUUCUAACCACAGCUACACCGCUAUCCACCGCCUCUGCCUCCAAAUACAAUACAAUCGGACCGAGUAGCGAUUAUGCACGCCACUUGGCGCAUUAUAGUCGCUACCUGCAGAAGCAACAUCAGCAACAGCAGUUGGCUCACUUCCAGCAGCAACGUUGUCGUUGCUUUUCCCAAUCGCUGCUUACGUUUCCCAGCAAUCAGCAGCAGCAGCAGCAGCAACAGCACCACCACCACCAGCAGCCGCAGGGGGCUCAACAGCAACCCCCUGUCCAACAACAGCAUUUCCAGCACCCACAAGACCCAACAAGACAGGCCAUCUUUCAUACGAGCAGCAUGGAUUGGUCGCUGCCAAUUAAUAGUCGCAGCUUUGGCAAUUUAGCGGACAUCGAUGGUCCAAGUGGCUGUCGUUUGCCAUAUCAGAAAAUGUCGCAGCAUCAGUCAGCAUCGGGGCCCGGUUUGGCCUCAUCCACCUUUACCAUGUCCUCGUUCGAUAGCGAUGGCGGCCUCAAAGACCGAGAGUCGUCACAGACACCGAUUGGACUGCAUAAAAGCCAUCAACUCCACGCUCAUUCGCAUCAUUAUCAUCCGCAUCACCAUCAUGCGGUUGUCGGUGGAGUAUCCGGUUCAAAUACUCCCCAGAAACAUCACCAACUGCAUUCUAGUGUUACCAGCAUCAUGCCCUGGAAGCAUCGUCAGUGUCCCAGUCGCGGUUCAUCCAGUUCGGGAACGAAUUCAUUCCGAUUUGAUGCGGCCAAGCAUUGGCUGGCAGUCAGCUCGAUACUCUUGAUAAUUGGCGCUGCCAGUGUGGCCGUGCCUUUGGCUCUACGUGUGGCAGCAAGUGCUCCGUUUGAAGAACGUUUGCGUGUGGCUGUUCAACUGCUGGAUCAAGUGCCUUUAAUCGAUGGGCAUAAUGAUUUACCGUGGAAUAUACGCAAGUUCCUGCACAACAAACUCAAUGAUUUUAAUUUUGAUGAGGAUUUGCGCAACGUUAUGCCCUGGGGACGAAGUCACUGGAGUCACACGGAUCUCACGCGACUGAAGAAGGGCCGCAUAUCAGCACAGUUCUGGGCAGCUUAUGUGCCCUGCGAAGCUCAGCAUCGUGAUGCAGUUCAGUUAACCCUUGAACAAAUUGAUGUGAUUAAAAGACUAACCGAUCGCUAUUCACCGCAACUAACCACAUGUACAUCGGCGCAGGACAUCAUUGAGGCGCACAAGAACCAACAACUUUGCUCCUUAACCGGCGUCGAAGGCGGACACUCGUUGGGCGGCUCCCUGGCUGUAUUGCGCACACUAUAUGCAAUUGGAGUCCGAUACAUGACAUUAACUUCCACUUGCCACACCCCUUGGGCCGAUUCAAGUUAUGCGGACGCGCCGACCUUCAAUAUGAAACACGGUGGCCUCACCAUAUUCGGCAAGACAAUCAUACGCGAAAUGAAUCGCCUGGGCAUGAUGGUUGAUCUCUCACACGUCUCCAAGGGAACCAUGCGCGAUGCUUUGGAGGUGAGCGAAGCUCCUGUGAUAUUCUCACACUCAUCGGCCUACGAAUUGUGCAAUACAAGUCGCAAUGUCCAGGAUGACAUUCUGCAGGCAUUGGCCAAGAAUGGUGGCCUAGUGAUGGUUAAUUUCUAUUCCAAAUUUUUAUCAUGCAGCGACAAUUCAACGGUUCAUGAUGCAGUUGCGCAUAUUAAUCACAUUAAGCGCGUAGCUGGCAUCGAUCACGUUGGCCUGGGAGCCGGCUACGACGGCAUUAAUUAUACACCAAAAGGAUUGGAGGAUGUGUCCUCGUAUCCAACAUUAUUUGCUGAACUUUUGGGCGGUGGAUGGACCAUCGAUGAGCUAACCAAAUUGGCCGGUGGCAAUUUUUUGCGUGUUAUGCAACAGGUUGAAAAACUGCGAGACGAUAAAAAGGCUGCUGGGAUCAAACCCUUUGAAGAUCAUCCAAAUUUCCGCACUGACGAUCCAUACAAUUGUACUUCCAGCUAA